Molecule: messenger RNA, 1932 nt
Organism: Owenia fusiformis
Lineage: Eukaryota; Metazoa; Annelida; Polychaeta; Sabellida; Oweniidae
Source: the annotation of a GenBank genome assembly
UACAUUGAAUGCAGAAUGUUUUAAAUGUGAUCCUCGUGUCUAUCAGUCACUGACAAAGGUAAAUAUUUAAGACUACAUGCAUUUAAAACAAAGAGGUAGACUGAUUUAGUGAUAAGUAUGUAUUUAACAGUCAUACAGAUAACUGCACUAUGAUACUGUAUGUUCUGUGUGAGUAGUAUUAUUUACAUUCUAAAACCUGAACUAUUCGUAUACAAGAAAUAUUGGAUGUCCCCAAAAAAAUGAACCACUGAAUUUGGUUCAUCAUUGUCCGAGAUAAUUCUUGUCAAAAGGUAUCUCAUUUUUUGGGACACCCGAUAAAUACUUGGUAAAUACAUAUAAAUCAUAUUUCUCUCGUUUCAAAGGAACCUAGCAAUAUGAAAGCAUCUGCAGCUUCAUAACGAAUAAAUUGCAUAGGAAGGCAUCAUGGAAACUUAAUCACAUUUAAUUAACAUUACAGACAUAAUGAUACGUAUAUUCAGUAGGAAACCACCCAUUAAAAUCAAACAGGAUGAACUUGAGAUACGCCUGUUUGACCCAAAGAAGGACAACUGGAAAGAAGUUAGAAAUAUGGCCUUUACUGCAUAUGAAGUGACAAUUCCAAAAGCUAUGAGAGAUGCGUUAUUUCAUCCAAUACUAAGCUGUGUAUUAGCGUUAUUAGCUGGGAUUUUAUACCAAGUGAAUGGCUCCUUAUGGAACUCCCUCAUUUUCCUGAUCGUGAUAUAUCCUACAUUGUAUAUUUUCUUAGUCUGGACGAUUCCCCCAUUGGAGAUGUCCAAACAUGCAGAUUACAACAAGUUUGUAGAAUAUUGGACUGAUCCUGCCCAUGCUUUAUGGCUGCUCUUCCACAAGAGGAGACUAAUAGGUAGUGUUGGACUUAAAGAACUAGAUGUGGACACAAGAGGAGAACUUGUUCGUUUGGCAAUAAGACAUGAAUACAGGCGUAAUGGACUAGCUGAAAAGCUGGUUUAUACUGUUAUAGAGCAUUGUGAAAAACACAAAUAUGAAGAGUUGAUACUUAAAACAAAUGUAUACGCAACAGAGGCAAUAAAACUUUAUGAAAAGGUUGGAUUUAGACAAUAUACAAAAUAUACAGUUUAUAAUGUCAUACCUAUACUGAGUCGUCAAAUUAUUUGUUACACCAUGAAAAUCCCAAGGAUAUAAAGCAAAAUACAAUUUGGGGACUGACCACUGCAAAAAUCAUUGUAAGACAGCUCACUUUGAUAUUGUGUGUUAAUAGUUAAGGAGUGAAUCAAUGUAAAGGGUGACACAAAAAUCAAAAAUCUGUGUAUGUAUAUAUGGACCUCAUAUACACAAUAUUGUUAGGUGCAGAGUGACAUCACGUCAAGUGAAACAAGUGAAUUAUGAUAUAAGCCAAAUACAUGUUACAUUAUAAUAGUGAAUUAAUAUACUGGGGGACACAAAAAUGUAACCCUGAAAUUUUGGAAUAUCGUUUUGAUUUGUGAUAGUUAAUUAAUAUACAGGGUGAUACAAAAUAUGUAAUGCUCAAAUAUUGAUUUACUUUUUUAAUUGUGAUAGUUAAUUAAUAUACAGGGUGACACAAAAUAUGUAAUGCUCAAAUAUUGAUUUACUUUUUAAAUUGGGAUAGUUUAUUAAUAUACAGAGUGACACAAAUAAUGUAACCUAAAAUUUUGUACAUUAUUUUGUAAAUUAUGCAUUUCAUCCAUAAUAUCAAUAAUAUUCAACUCAUAUACGUUUGAAGAAUAACUUUGUACAUAAUGAUAAAUUCACUUGAAUGUUUCAAAAACAGAUUUUUGAACUUGCAGAAUAGAUCAAGCUGACUCUCUCUCUCAGACUCAUUGUUGUUAAUGCACAUAUGUAGACCACUGAUUUAUGCAAUGACCACUAUUUCUAUAUUGAAAAUAUAUAUAUUCAAAAUUGGAAAAAAUCAUUCCAAAUCAUAGCAAUUUUUGA